This is a messenger RNA of Rhagoletis pomonella (apple maggot), 2233 nucleotides long. Its product is annotated as 2-phosphoxylose phosphatase 1. Bases 175 to 1950 code for a protein of 591 amino acids. The transcript has 4 exons. Gene Ontology annotation, molecular function: phosphatase activity. Lineage: Eukaryota; Metazoa; Arthropoda; Insecta; Diptera; Tephritidae. Gene Ontology annotation, biological process: dephosphorylation. The record is from RefSeq and is a predicted model, not a curated record.
AAAUUUUGAGUUAUGACUCUUUUGAAGACGGUGUGCGAUAUAUGCACAUGUAUGCGACGAUAUUUAGUUUCUAACAGUUUCUAAUAAUAAUUGGACCUGAUUGUUGCAAAUAUUGUUUGAAAAUGAAUUUAAAUUAGUUUUAGACGAAAGAAACCGAAAUUAUAUUUUUUAAGUAUGUUAUUAAAAGAGUUGAUCCGAUUUUCAACGCAACAUCGGACAUUGCACUGUUAUUUACUACUAAGUAUAUGGAUUUUCCUUCUUAUUGCUGAAUUAAUAUUUUCAGGUAUGUACAAAUACAUUGGCUACAAUGGUAAUUCUCUUAGUAGUACCUUUCGCUUCCUCAACGGAGAAUCGCACUCACAAUCAUUCUCUGAAGCUGCGCAGUAUUCGGAGGAUGUCGAAUCCGAGACACAAGAGAAGACUUUGUUGAAGUAUAGUAAAUUUAAAGAACGUUGUGCACCUCUAGGACAAUUGGUGCGCCAUGAUGAUGGUGGAAUAUUGGAUGGUUGGAAGCUGCAGGGGGUUCUGAUGGUCAUUAGACAUGGGGACCGUGGUCCCAUGUCCCAUAUGCGCGACGUAAUGGGAAUCGACUGUGGUAUGAACAACAAUGGCUUAGUUAAUCGUUAUCGCAGUUUUCUGUAUAAUUCCACAUCAUCUUCAAGCUCUAAUCACAUGUAUUGGAAUAAAGUCGGGCCAUUUCAUGGGUUUCCAUUGCUGCCGGCCUCGGAGCGUGCAUGCCUCUUAGGCCAAUUGACUUUUAAGGGUGUGGCCCAGAUGUUACAUGUCGGUGAUAUUCUGCACCAGAUUUAUGCUCAUCCAUUAGGGCUGCUUAUUAAGCAAACUUCAAAUAGAUCUUCAAUGGGUGGCGCUUCAACACCAAAUUCAUUGCUUAACUCCGACGAAGUGGUAUUAUUUUCCACGCGCUACAGGCGAACUUUCCAAUCAGCUUUAGCAUUACUCUUCACCUUCCUGCCCAAUGAGAAGUGGUUAUCCUUGAAUAUCCGGGAGUCUCACAGUAUGGCGUUUUGUUUUACCGAUUGUGCCUGCCAGCAAGCAGAAGUUUUGCUCAAACGACGAAAAGUUGAACAGAAGUUGAACUUAACCUUUCAACCGGACAUUAGUAAAGUCAUCCAAUGGGUGGGUGGUACUUUGCUGCAGCAAACCCCAAACGGAGUAAAUAAUGUCCACGACGUUCUUGAUGUGCUAAACACGGUUUUGUGCCACGAUGCGCCGUUACCUUGUCGGCAUUCUAUUUUAAACAAUACGCAGCUAUUUUCAACUACACAACUAAAUGCAAUCGAUUUAAAUGAUGUCAUUAAUAUCGACCAAGAUGAACAAGUUGGAAACUUAGUAGAAACUCAUUACGUACCUGAAAAAGCAUUGAAUGAUGAAGCCGAUGGUCAAAACGUGAUGGGGUGUGUCGAACAGUCACACGUAACCGCUCUGAUGGCAUACGAAAAUUGGCAGUCAACGCAAAAUGCUGAACAUGUUUAUUACAAACGAAUCGGACUCCUUCGGGCUUAUGGCAUGAUGCGUCACGUAGUCAGCUAUAUGCUGCGGAUGAUAUCCGGUGACCGAACCCAAUUUGUACUAUACUCGGGCCAUGAUUGGACUCUGCAAUAUCUAACUGCUGCAUUGGGUAUAAGAACUGGUAAUACAUUUAUAUCUUAUGCAACUCGAUUGGCCUUUGAACUUUAUAAAAGCGAAACACAUACGGAUUAUUACUUCAGGGCAGUCUACAAUGGUCGGGAUGUGACACAACAAAUCGAUUUUUGUGAAGGUGGCAAAAGUCUAAGAAUUACACGAGAUAGUCGAGGUAACAAAGCAGACCUUUGCCCAAUCGAGAACAUCAUUCGAUUUCUGCACGAAGACUACUUUUCGUCGCUGAAUGCAACGAAUUUCAAGGAUGCUUGCAGCCCAUCAUCACCACAUAAGGACACUGAUUUCUAAUAAGCAAAACUCACAGGAAUCUAGCUCAUACAUAUCUUUGUCAAAAUAUUACUAAAUUUAGUGUAUGUAUUUUGAAGCCAUUCUAACAAAAAUGUAAUCCAAACAUAUCAUUAUAUAAUAAGUAGAUAUAUUCUAAUGUUAUGCUAAAAUCCGUCGCACGGAGUUCAGUGGAACCCAGAUGAUCUUUGCUGUUAUAUGUAUAUUUUAUAUAGAAACCAUGAUAAAAACAUAGCAAGGUAUAACCGUUCUCUCAAUUUGUCGGCCAUGAUUUUUUUUUGAAGUU